GGCUGCAGGGAAGCGAGCGGGGCGCCGGGCUGUAGCGAAGGGUGCGCGCGGGUGGAGGCGCGCAGCCCGCAUGGAGGCGCCGAGGAGCGCGCCGCGGGAGCGGGAGCGGGAGCGCGCUCGGACCACCUCAGGAAGUGAUCAAGUUCAUUCUUGGAUACUAGUUUCAAGCCAAGUCAUUAGUGCUGCCUGGAGAAUAGCAAGGGUCUCUGCAAUGAUGGCGCUCUCUCUUCUCUCAGCUACCCUCAGCUACUUCAGAAGCCUGUAUUUAUAUUUAGGGCAUCAGCUGAAAUGGCAGAUUGGCUAUCUACAGAGAAAGUUCAAAAGAAACCUCAGUGUGGAGGCAGAAGUAGAUUUACUCAGUUAUUGUGCAAGAGAGUGGAAGGGAGAAAGCCCGCGUGCCAGGCUGAUGAGGAAGGCCUAUGAGGAACUCUUCUGGAGGCACCAUGUUAAAUGUGUUCGACCAGUGAAGAGAGAUAACUACGACGCCCUCAGGUCUGUGUUGUUCCAGAUCUUCAGCCAAGGCCUCUCUUUCCCGUCAUGGAUGAAGGAAAAAGACAUCGUUAAGCUUCCUGAAAAACUACUCUUUUCUCAAGGCUGUAACUGGAUCCAGCAGUACAGUUUCGGGCCUGAGAAGUACACAGGUUCCAAUGUGUUUGGAAAGUUACGGAAAUGUGUGGAGUUACUGAAACUGCAGUGGACUGAGUUUAGUGGGAUGAGAGACUACCACAAGAGAGGGAGCAUGUGUAACAGCCUCUUCUCCGACGCCAUCCUGGAGUGUAAACUGUACGAAGCCUUGAAGUUCCUCAUGCUCUACCAGGUCACGGAAGUGUAUGAGCAAAUGAAGACCAACAAGGUUAUCCCCAGCCUUUUCAGACUCUUGUUUUCCCGGGAGUCAUCAUCGGAUCCUUUGAGCUUCAUGAUGAAUCACCUGAAUUCCAUAGGCGACACGUGUGGUCUGGAUCAGAUUGACAUGUUUAUACUCGGGUAUUCUCUUCAAGUAAAGAUAAAAGUGUUCCGACUGUGCAAGUUUAACUCCAGAGACUUUGCAGUCUGCUACCCUGAGGAGCCUCUCAGGGAGUGGCCAGAGAUCUCUCUGCUGACCGAGAAUGACCACCAAUACCACAUUCCUGUCUUUUAAGUCUGCCGUGGACUGAACAUCAGCUCUUCUCAAUGACAGUGGGCACACUUGCAGAAAAGCGCUUCUGAAAACCCACGGUAGUGCUUCAGCCAAGGAGGGCUCCGGAUGGGUGGAGAGAGCCAGGUGGUUCGAGUUCUGUCUCAGUGAUGUCCUUGUUUCAGGGAUGUCCUCCACAAGCACACGUCUGUGGUUUGGUGGGUUGACUUUGUCCAUUGAGGGAUCCGCUGGGUUGGGUCUUUAAGAGAAACUUAAUAUGGACAAAAAUUGGAAGGGAAACAGCUAACCUGAGCAGCAGGAUUUUUUUUUUUUUAUUUCUGAUCUUCAUGUUCUUUGGUAAGAAUCUCUCUGUGGAUUUGAAACAGUCAUAAAGAAACAAAGGCCAAGUUUCACAAGCAUUACCCUCCUGGGAGUCUUUGUUGUUUACUAAUUUUUCCAGAACAGCCUGAUUAAUGUUAAAAUGCUGUGUAUGUUUAUGUACAUGUGUGUUUAUGUAGACACACAAAUGUAUGUAUUUAUAUAUGCACAUACACUGCAAACAAACCCUGGUUUGUAAUAUUGUACAGUUUCUUUACAUCUCUACUUUUUUUUUUUUUUGGCAUUUUUGAAUCUGGCAGGCUUAAAU
This is a messenger RNA of Arvicanthis niloticus (Nile rat), 1760 nucleotides long. RefSeq names its product OTU deubiquitinase with linear linkage specificity like (gene Otulinl). Lineage: Eukaryota; Metazoa; Chordata; Mammalia; Rodentia; Muridae. The record is from RefSeq and is a predicted model, not a curated record.